AUGUCUUCUGUCUCUCCGUGGGAUCGAUGGACCUGCUUGCGCUGGCUGGGGUAUCUUACCUGCCUGGUCACCAUCAUCCAGACUAGCUCCUAUCUCUUUGGGUAUCCAGAGACAAGUCUUGUCCAGGCUGUCUAUGCUUCAUUCAGUGGCCCGGGGAUUAUUCGGCCUGGUCAAUAUCAAGGGCUUGUUGGCGGCGUGAGGGACAAGGUAGCAGACGAACACUCAUCUGAGCCAGAUUCUUUGGGCAUCGCACAUGAUCGGAGAGACAAGCGAUUCUUUCUUGGGGGUACCUUAACCCUAACCAGCAUCAAGUCUGCCAAUGCCUCGCACCCAGUCCCACUUAUCUAUGAUCCAUACCCAUCAUACAACAGCCGAGAAUGGAAGAAGCAGUUCCAUGGAAAGUUUCGGCCUUGCCUUGGUCCCAGGAAUCGUUACCUCGACCGCAGGUCUGCAGAAGAUAUGAUCCAAGUCUACAAGGGCCAACAAGCGGAGUUCCCAGCACCACGAUUCGGAUCAUAUGAAGCAUUGGGUCUAGAUGGCAACGUUUGCACAGACCGGUACUCCCGAUAUGGGGCGUAUGGAUACGAUGACGAUGGCGAGGACGAGGUACCGGGCUUCACGCGCCCUCCCGCAGUGCCGUGGCGUGAAGUCGAUUGGCAAAGACUGCAAAACCUCUGCCUGGAAAGAAACGCAGAUCGAUACGUGUCCACCGAAACCGCCAAUUCUUCAACUCAGAGUCCACUGGCCUUCGAUCUUCCACAGGCCCCCCACAAAUUAUGGGAGACACCCAAUGGGCUCAAUUGGAAGCCUCACCAUCGUGAAUACAUUCGAGCUUUGAUUAUGGAACUUUCCUUGCAUUCUGGUGGAGAAUACCAGAUCUAUAUUUUGUGUCAUGUCAAAGAAAACGAGAUGCCCAUAUUCUCUGAUAUCAAUACCAUCAACCAGCUUAGGAAUUCCAUUCCCAAGGAAUUUCGGAAUAUGGCUCUUUUCUUCAAUAACAAACUCUUGGAAGCUUGGUAUCCCAAGAUAGAAGAACACAGCCCCCAACUUCAACACCACCAACCUUUGCAAAUAUUCUCCCAGCUCUAUCCACACUUCGACUAUUACUGGCAACUAGAAAUGGAUGCUCGUCACACAGGACACAUCUACCACUUCCUAGACCGCGCAGUCUCAUUCGCCCGCCAACAACCCCGCAAAUAUCUCUGGGAACGCAACGCCUACUUCUACACCCCCGGCGCACACGGCAACUGGAGUCAAUUCACGCAAAUGGUACACGAUAGCCUAGCCGACAAUUCCAACCGCACAGUCUGGGGCCCGGUAUCCCGCACAGGAAUCAGACCACUGGGCCCCGAGCCGCCAGUGCCAUAUCCAGACCAAGACAACUAUACCUGGGGCGUGGGUGAAGAAGCCGACUUCAUAACGUUCCUGCCAACCUUCAAUCCACAACAUACGCAAUGGACAUUCCCCGACAAGAUCUGGAACUUCAAAUACGGCGAGGGCACGCCGCGCCGCGCCGCAGUCAUCACAAUGGGACGGUACUCCAAGCGUCUACUCGAUCUAAUCCACCACGCGCAGGCGACGAAGGGCCUUGGCCUUGCGUCGGAGAUGACGGGUGCAUCAUGGGCUCUCUUCCAUGGCCUCAAGGCUGUGCAUGUUCCCCACCCUAUCUACGCGGAUGGGCAGUGGACACCGAGGGAACUGGCGCGCAUCUACAACCCCGGUCCGCCGGAGAAUGUUAAUGGGGGCUCUGAUAGUAUUUGGAAUUUUGAUCAUAUCUUCGAUCAUAUUAUGUACCGCCUCUCGUAUAUGUUUACGACGCAUAGCGCGGAGGAUUUGUACAGACGAUGGCUAGGGUUCAGGACUGCGGAGCAUGAGGGUGGGAAAACCGUAUCUGAGGAUCGCUAUGGUCGGCAUUGCUUCCCUUCUAUGUUUCUUCAUACAAUCAAGAACACAGCUCAAGGAAUGGGCCCAGACAGGGCUGUUCCCUGA
Molecule: messenger RNA, 1989 nt
Organism: Penicillium griseofulvum
Lineage: Eukaryota; Fungi; Ascomycota; Eurotiomycetes; Eurotiales; Aspergillaceae
Product: DUF3405 domain-containing protein
Exons: 5
Coding region: 1-1989 (662 amino acids)
Source: RefSeq, a predicted model, not a curated record